CUGCCACACGCCAACAACAGGUGCGCCGCGGGCGCAACUGUACCUCGUCUAACUCUCUCAGCCAUCAGCAGGAGGGCGUCUUGAGCAAUAUACCACCUGUUUGGGGUCAGGCAGGAGUGCCCUUCGAUGACCGUCAGAGAGCCGCCUAAGACUCGGAUCGUGGGAGUCGAUUGAUUGAACUUUGGCCGAGACUCCAAAGGGCACUCACGCGGCCGGCACUGAGUGUUUCAGCGGCUCAACACUCGACAGACUUUGGCCAAAUAUUUCAGCCAUGACUCGUGACACUCGAGUGGCCCUGCCCGGCCGGCUGCUAUCAGCGGGCGGGUAUCUGCGGCGCUUCCGUGUCAGUGAAUUGAUCAAGAGAGCGGCACCGAACGCUACUCGUUGGAAUUCCUGGAAAUCAAACCAAAGAUAGCCACACCCCCACCCAAACCAGCUGGGAUUAUGGCCAGAACUUGCCACAGAAAAGUGUGCAUCUCAAAAGGCGUCAAAGUUGUUUGUACGAAUCGAUCCAGAUAUAUUGUAAGCCAUGCGUUUGGCCAAGUGCUUGUGUUUCAUACCCCUUCGAGUGGGCGUGAUCCUGACGGGCUGUCUGUUCGGCGCCACGGACAUCAUAAUCGGCAGCUAUGGGCUGUACAUGGUGAUUCGGAGGGAGUUCCCCGACAACGUGGUGGAGUUCUUUAGGACCAUGGACACCCUCACGUGCGUGGCCUGCUUCACGGGCACCUUCUACUUGAUGGCCUUCAACGACCUGAUGCUGAUCUAUGGCGCCAUCAGGAAAAAGUCCGGCUACAUUGGUCCCUGGCUGAUGGUCAACUUUGUGGUUCUCAUCUGCACGAUGGUCACGGCCCUGGUGAGCGGCAUAGCCAUCAUACGAAUCGGUGAGAGGCAGAGCCCCGACUACACGCCCCGAAUCGUUACAUCCAUUCAUUGUUUCAGUUGUCCUCAGUUAUUGCAUGUUCGUCGUGAACUCCUUCUACGAUGAGCUCUCGGAGGAGGACGAUUGAUUGCAGCUGGGAGCUGGGAGCUUUCCUCAAUGAAAUUAUCAGUUCAAAGAUUGCGAAUAAACUUUACGAAACUUGUUCCUUUUUGGCUUC
Molecule: messenger RNA, 1097 nt
Organism: Drosophila miranda
Lineage: Eukaryota; Metazoa; Arthropoda; Insecta; Diptera; Drosophilidae
Exons: 2
Coding region: 530-985 (151 amino acids)
Source: RefSeq, a predicted model, not a curated record